This is a messenger RNA of Cryptotermes secundus, 5438 nucleotides long. RefSeq lists its product as uncharacterized. Gene Ontology annotation, molecular function: protein binding; structural constituent of presynaptic active zone. Lineage: Eukaryota; Metazoa; Arthropoda; Insecta; Blattodea; Kalotermitidae. Bases 67 to 3852 code for a protein of 1261 amino acids. The record is from RefSeq and is a predicted model, not a curated record. Gene Ontology annotation, cellular component: cytoskeleton of presynaptic active zone; GABA-ergic synapse; axon. Gene Ontology annotation, biological process: protein localization to synapse; presynaptic active zone assembly. The transcript has 23 exons.
CAACAACAACAACAACAACAACAACAACAACAACAACAGCAGCAGCAGCAGCAACAGCAACAAAUAAUGUUACAGCACCAGCAACAAUCAGGUCUCCAGGAAAUUGGUCUUUCGGAUCCAGCCAGUUCUCUGCAGCAGCAACCACAGCAGCAGCCAUUAACAGGAACAUCUGCUGCCAAGCCAGCCACUGGCACAAUCAGUGGCAUGUUGGCUGAUUUUAGCAAGGCUCUUGGUUUGGGUGGCACAUCACCACGUCCAUCUCCAUCAGAUGAGAAUCCGGCCAUGGAGAAGCAGCUGCAGCGAGGCUCACUGUACCCAAAUCAUCCACAGCAAAACUUACAGCACUACCAGCAGCAGCUGCAACUGCAGCAGCAGACACAACUCCAACAGCAGCAUCUGCUGCAGCAGCAACAGCAGACACAACUCCAACAGCAGCAUCAGACUGGUGGUAUCCAGGGUACUGUGUUGGGUAUUCUGUCUGGACAGCAGUCUCUGUUCACACAGCACCUCACCCCACAACAACAGCAAAUGUACCAACAACACAUGCAACUACAGCAUCAAGCACAGCACCUCAAGAAGAUCCGCCGUUCUCUACCUCAUUCUGCUCCUGAUCAAACUCAACAGAUUCACCAGCAGAGGAAAGAUGCCAGUGUUGGCCAGCCAGUGGUGACCACUCAGGGUGUGCCGCAGCAUCUGGUGAACAGCCAAACAUUGGUGAACAAUCCUGUCAUCUCACAGCACAUGAUGUGUGGCCAAACUGUGCCUCUCUCGCAGCACAUGAUGUCUCGUCAUGCACUUGGGAGCCAUCUUGUUACCAGUCAGCCAGUAAUGAGCAGUGGUAUUUCAGUUUCCUCAGGUCUGCAACAAGUUCCAUGCAGUACUCCUCUGGGAACACCGCAAGGAACACCAGUGGGGACUCCACGUGGAUCACGUGACACAGGAGGAGGAGAUUCAUCGGAUACCCUUAGCGAAACGGAUUCACAGAAGUCAUUGCGAAUGCGCAGGAAAUUACCUUCCAUUCCAACACAUCAAGAAGCUGUAUUGCUCCCUUCCAGCAAGAAAAGGUCAUACUCCCCGUUGCGUCAGACUUCUCUGGAUGGGAUGUUGUCUCGAGUGUCUAACCUCAUGCUGCCCCGACCAAGUGCCAGUGAGACAAAUCUUCGCAAGGUUUCUCUUGGUGUGGACCCUGUGCCUCGACCUGGCUCUGCUCUUGGCCUUCUGCAAGCGUCAAGUGUGGUGAGCAGUUCUGGAAUGCGAACUGCCACCUCUGGAAUGACUGGAGCCACAUCAGUGUACUCAUCACCACUGGCCGAGUUGGCAUCCUGCCUUCCCCCAGAUCUGCGACAUUUACUGAAUACACCUGGCAUGGCAGACAGCAUUGCUUGUGGCAAGCAGCUACCUACAUACAUGCAUAAUCUGAAGGAGCAGUUGCGUGAUGAAAUAAGGGCCACUACAUCAGAUCGCCGUCGUUUACCUGGUUUGAUGGACAAGGAUCGUGAGGCAAGACUGCGCAGAGAGAGGGACAAAUUUGAGGCACUUCGAGAUCCUUUAAAGCGGUUGGAUGUGCAACGAAAACUGGCUUCUCCUGUAAUUGGGCGAUCACGCAAGUUGCGAGGUCACCGAAGGCAGCUCUCAGACCCCAAAAUUCAUCCUCCAUUCUCACCCAUAAAGGAGGAUGGCAGCUUGGAGAGCGACUAUGACAGGAGAUAUCUUCAUCCAUCUCUGAAACCACCAUAUAAAGCCUAUGAAUAUGAAUCUAUUGAUGACGUGGGGUGGCGAGCAGAGUGGGAUCCAUCUCAGUCAUACUUGACAUCUUCAUAUGCUGCUGCAGGCGGUGCGCUCCGUGAGACGGCCAUCAACAGUGUGCUGGAUGAGGAUCACUACCUUUCCAGCUCCAGGUACAGUCUGCGUAGGUCAAGCGAUGGUCCAGCUGGAAUAGACACACGAAGACGCCAUGAUAUGCGUAAGAAUCGCAAACCUCGCUCCUGGAAUCCAUCACCAUAUGGCAGUGAUGAUGAUGAUGACCAGCUCACUCGAGAAGAAAAGAAAGCAAAGAUCAAGGCAGAGAUUGCCAGGCGUCGCCAGCAGAUUGAGGAGAAUGCUCGUCUUCAUGAAGAGCUUCUGCGCUUAGCAAGACUGCGGGAGAGUGCGGAAUUGGGUUUCACGCCUCACUCUGGACCAGAGUUAGGGCGGGGUGGUGGCUACGGGACAUCGAGUGUGCUCAAGUCAAUCGAUGAGCUCCUGUUUUCAGGGCGGGGAGGUGGUCUCCACUUUGACUACCAUGCCCAUUCUCCGCGUCGUUCAGAAGAAGACCGCUCAAUGGAUCGCAUAGCUUCCACCUUUCGCACGGAUGAUUACACAGCUGGGGUUUAUGAGCGCCUCUCUGACUUCUCCCCGUUGACAGACUUCACGCUCCAUGCUAUGCCACUGCUGCCUGACAUGCCCACUCGCUCACGCAAACUGCUUGAGGAUCUGGGCAGCUCCCCAAUCAACGAGUCCAUACUCGCACUCCCCCAGAAAGGUCAGUCUCGGUACUCAGACAAACCACAGAAUAAGAAGAAACACACACAGCAGCAACAGCAACAACAGCAACAGCAGCAGCAACAACAACAGCAACAACAACAACAUCAACAACAACAGCAGCAGCAGCAGCAGCAACAUCAUCAGCAGCAUCAGUCUUUUCCAGAAGGCUAUGGUACAAUAGGGAGAAGCUCAAGGAAACCCCAGAAAGCUUGUAGUGCGGGUGAGGGAAGUGCCCCGCCAAAGAAAGCGCAAGCAUCCAGUGUACAACAUGCAGCGCCGAAAUACGACUUUCCUGUAAAACAUCUCCUUUUGACACGAGACCCCAAGGACAGAUCAGUUGGAGGCAAUGGUCUUGGCAUGAGAGUGAUUGGUGGAAAAGAAAUUCCAGGCACAGGGGGGCAGCUUGGAGCGUAUGUAACCCGAAUUUACCCAGGAGGAGUAGUGGAGUCACUUGGAGAAAUCAAAGAAGGGGAUCAAGUCCUGGAGUGGAAUGGUGUCUCCCUUAUGGGGAAGACAUUUGAAGAUGUGCAGAAGCUAGUGUCCCAAACAGAAGGCGAGGUUGAAAUAGUUGUGAAGAGCACAAGAGCAUCUGCAUCACCAAAGCCACCACAGCAAUGUAUCCAGUCUCUAGCCUUGUAUGACAACAAGCAUAAUGGGAGCAACGGCAUUUCUUCAGCCUACAGCGAUUCGCAAGCCUAUAGCCAUGCUGAUGAGACUGAGAGGAACUUGUCAGGAUGUGUGAAGAGGAGGGGUUCGUCAGUGGAGGAGCCUGGCGCUGGACUGCAACAGACACCUAACAAAGGAGAAGUCCAGCUGCAAGUGUGUUAUGACAAGAAAGCACAUAUACUGUAUGUCAUCGUGAAGAGAGCAAGAAACUUGCCAAUGUGUCAGGGUGUUCCUCCUGACCCUCUGAUCAAAGUGUACCUUCUGCCAGGAAGGAAUAUGGAGAACCAUCGUCAGACACGUUACUUCUCACAGACUUGUGAUCCUGAGUGGAAUACAACAAUGGUGUAUGAAAAUGUGCCAGCAGAAGAGUUGAGUACACGGUACCUGGAAGUGACUGCAUGGAAUUACAGCAUCUAUGAUCCAAAGCAUUGUCUUGGUGGUGUGCUGCUGGAUCUUGCAGAUCCAAGUGUGAUGGAUGAGGAGGCGCGGUGGUAUGCUCUUGAAGACAAUCCAAUGCUGCAGGUCUCAUUCAGUGGUCAUGGCUCAGUCAGUGCGAAAGGGCGCGGCAGUAACAACCGUGUGCCUCUCUUCCCAACUGCCACAAUGUCAGCAAAUGCAUUCAGUUCCCACGGCUGUCAUGGGACCAUCUGCUCCAUUUUAUAGCAUCUUGCCUCCUCACUUGUUUGCUGGCCUUUACAUCUUUGUGUCACCAGAUUUCUUCAUCAGAGAAGCCUAUAUUUAUGAAUUCUGCAAGUACUGUUAACCAACCAUGCUUCAGGAGUCUCCACUGAUGUUCGUUAACAUCUUGUUGCAAAACAUUCCUUUGUCUAGAAUUUAUCAGUUAUAGAAACAUACUAUAUUUUUGGAAAGCUUUAACUCAUUGUUAUGAAUAUGUGCUAAUUUGUAUCCUCUGGAUUACAUUUUCUCUUAUCAUAUGAAUUAUUGCAAUCUUGAAAUCUUAUAGCUAGUCCUCCUACAUGACAUCAGUAUGUCACUUGUAGGUCACAUUAAGCUGAACUGGUGAUGCAAGUAGAUGUUAUUCCAGUUACCAAAAUGUCAUGUAAUUUGAAAUUGAUAUGUUCACAUCUCUGCAUGAAAACACAUUGUGCUGCAAUUAGUAAGGGGGGAGAACAUUUCAAUCACAAGUUAAUAUCAUUUGCUGUAAAAAUAAUGCACGUAUUCAGAAAAAUUCAAAUAAGUGGCAAACAAUCAUGCGUAGUCUAUUUCAUUAGGACAGAGGGACACAAUAUAUAGUUCUACUGCUGCCCCCAGUGUGGAGACAAAAAUUAGAUUCUUAUGAGUUACAAAUUGGAAAACAUAUCUAAAAUUUGAAUAUAUAUGGUAUAAUCUAACAUAGGAACUCCCUUCCAGAGUUAAAUUAUUUUAUGUAGACAGUUACAGAAUUUUGAUAUUGAGUGAAGAGACUGUGCUUGUGAUUGGCUGACUUGGUAGUGGUGCAGUAAACUGCUGUGUUCUGUGGACACUAUUUCUGGUGACUUGUGUGUCAAGGAUGAACAAAAUAUAUGCUUCAAAAUAAGAACUCAGAAGACUGAUAACUUACAUCAGCUCUGUUCAGCAAUGCCACAAGAUUACAGUUGCCUCCAACUGCGAAACAUUAGUUGUAGAUAAGUCCUUGGGGAUUUUUUAGGUCAUUUCAUGAAAUGUAACUUAUUUCAUGACUGCCAAAGUGGAUAGUGAAUGGUUUCUUAGUUGCUGGUUUAAUUCUGUUCAUUCAAGUUUCUGUGUGUAGUUACUUCUGCUACUGUAAUAUCGCAGUAUUAUAUUUAUUACUGUAUAUGCAAUUUUUCUUCUGGUUUAAUUGCCCUUCAGAUCAAGAAAACUGUCUCAGACACCAAGUAUAGAUAGUGGAAUUGUUAGUGAGCGUACAGAAACAAGAUGUUACAUUUUACCAGUUUUAGCCUAUAGUAUGAAUGAUAUGUUAUGCAUUACUUAUUUAUAUGUGUAGGGCAAAUAUGUGUUAUGUGGCUGGUGUCAAUACUACUGCAGGGAGCUUGGUACACUCUUCCAUUCUAACUCUACCAUCCCUUCCACAUGUUAUUGUCUCCAAGACUGGCACCAUCAUGAUAGAUAUCAUUUUAAAUGUUAUACUUGAUGAUUCAUACAGUUCUUCAUUUAGAGCCUUGAUAUUAAAUAAGCCAGUGUGAGAAACAUCUUUCUUGUGAAUUCAUGAAUACAGUUAGGGCUUUUAAUUUUAAACUGUAAUUACUAAAUCCUUUAGAUUUUGUGAA